Molecule: messenger RNA, 567 nt
Organism: Trichoderma reesei QM6a
Lineage: Eukaryota; Fungi; Ascomycota; Sordariomycetes; Hypocreales; Hypocreaceae
Exons: 1
Source: RefSeq, a predicted model, not a curated record
UCGCAGCGACGGCCGUCGAACCGAGACGAGUUCGAUGGUCCACAUCAGUUCCUGCAGCGUCCGCCUCCUGACGUGAUUGCCAUGCAGGAGAGAGAGCUUCCGCACCUGCCAACCAACCUCCAUGUCCAGGAACAAGACAACGUGCUCAACCAGGUCAACGACCGGUUGUCACAAUGCGCCUACGACUUUGUGGCCAAGUACCAGUUCCCCAUUCCGUUGACUCAGGACAUGAGGCCCGUGGAGAGGCCACAGGACCGGGAGUGGACCGAGUGGGUGUACCUCUUGAAGAGGCUUGCCACCAAGAGGCGGAUUCCCGCCCGAGUCCUUUACAACGGGCAGAUCAAGCAGUUUGUCACCAUUCUGGAGAACUCGCUCGAGAUGCGGCACGCUGCCAAGCAUCAGAGCCGCCCUCUGAAAGAUGAUCGAAACAUUCUCCAGCUCAUUUCGGCUGGCAUUCAGGUGGCCAAGAUCCUGAAGGAUGCGUCGGCGAUGGACUAUCUCGACCGGCUAUACGUUUCAACGGAGAAGCAGAUACAGGAGCGUGCCAACGCGCGAUUCCGAUCCUAA